Molecule: messenger RNA, 348 nt
Organism: Uloborus diversus
Lineage: Eukaryota; Metazoa; Arthropoda; Arachnida; Araneae; Uloboridae
Product: axonemal dynein light intermediate polypeptide 1-like
Exons: 2
Coding region: 1-348 (115 amino acids)
Cellular component (GO): axoneme
Molecular function (GO): dynein heavy chain binding
Source: RefSeq, a predicted model, not a curated record
AUGACUAUAUCCGCCCACGAGAGGCUGAGAGAAUGUGGAGUGGAGUACGGAAGCAGGAAAGGAUUGCUGGCGGAGCUCGAGACAAACAGUAUACGCAUUCAGCACGAGCAGCUGAAGGCGGAAGUGGCUAGAGCCGAGAGGAAAAUUGGGCAGCUGGAGGCCGAGAUCGCUGCUGAAGAGGAAUCUUCCAAACAGCGCAUCGACAUGAAGGAAAAGAAGCACCAGCAGAAGAUGGAGUUCCUCAAGAAGCUCAACAAGCAACUCAAGGUAAAGCUUGGCCACCGAGAGAUGGCGGAUGACCUUGAAGAGGAAACAUCAUUUAUAUUAUUUGCAGUUGGUAGAAUCUAA